UUUACUUAACAUUAACGACGCGAUCGCGGCACGAGCCGCCAUUUUUGUUGUUUAUAAAAUUGACCAAUGACAGGUCAGGACUCAUGAGUCGGGUUACUCAUUUCAUAAAUCAUAAGUCACAACUAAUUUGAAAGUCGCACGCGUCGCUGUUUUAUUAUAAUAUAAUAUUAAAGAAUAAAAACAAUGGGAUUAAACAAAUACAGCGACUAUGGAAGCGGAUCUUCGUCGGAAACUUUCACACCGUGGGGCAGUCAGGACAUGUGGCCGGAGUUCAGGUCGAGUCUGGAGGGGGAGAAGCGCCCGAGCAGGAGACGCACCAGCAGCUACACUGACGAGCCUCGUUCGCUGGACGACAUCAUGCAAGAGUUCAGGAUGAACGGGUUCGACUCCCCGUACGAGCCGGAGCAGGCUGCCGACGCACACUCCGCUCUCAGCGCGUCGUGUCAGUACCUCCGCCAGCGCUCGUGGCCGGAAGCCGCGUGCGACACGAGAGAUCACCAAAAAGUGCAUCACCCGCCACGCCCCGAGGCGCCGAGCGCCCACCAGCUGCAGGUGUUGAGUUCUCUCCCCAACGCCGUGUUGUACUCCUUACUGAGGGAGUUGGAACAGACUCGUUUGGCUGAAAAAAAACAAGAGGAAAUGGAGUGUCGUUUCUGUAAGAACAACGGCGAGCGAGCGUCCUACUACCGCUCACACCGCCUAAGGUCCCGCGGCAGGGUCUCCUGUCCCGUACUGCGGGCCUACACCUGCAGGAGGUGCGGCGCCCGCGGAGACCACGCGCACACCAUCAAGUACUGUCCGCUAGCCACCAACGACGAGCGUUUAAAAUCAGCCGCCAUGAUGCGCAGCGUGCGCAUGGCGUCCGGUCGUCGGCGUGGGUUCGUGUCAGCGCCAUCUAGCGACGCGCGGACGGAGUACGUCGUGUUCGGAGAGACUACACCGAGCGCGCUCACAGAUGGCGCUGAUUACAAUAACUAUGAACUGGAUCCUCUCUGGGAGGCGCUGGAGAGAAAACUGAUGUUUUAAAUAUUAACUUACCUUAAAAAUUAUAAAUACUAUUGAGGAUGAUUGAAUCAUGUCGUCGCCCGGACGGCGGUAGAAAUUUUCUAUAUAUAUUUUUAUGUUGUUACGAUACUCGCAGUAUUUAUCGUUUAUUGAAUGUUUUGUUUCACAUAUUGACUUUUAUAUUAUGUGACUGACGUCAGUCCUCUCUAUCGGAUGUUUUUAUCGCAUUACAUAUAAUUCUUAUUUUCUUAUCCGACAUCUUUCAUAAAGA
Molecule: messenger RNA, 1276 nt
Organism: Danaus plexippus (monarch butterfly)
Lineage: Eukaryota; Metazoa; Arthropoda; Insecta; Lepidoptera; Nymphalidae
Exons: 7
Coding region: 184-1026 (280 amino acids)
Biological process (GO): oogenesis; negative regulation of translation
Cellular component (GO): perinuclear region of cytoplasm
Molecular function (GO): mRNA binding; zinc ion binding
Source: RefSeq, a predicted model, not a curated record